Messenger RNA from Anopheles gambiae (African malaria mosquito), 1219 nucleotides. RefSeq names its product protein KTI12 homolog. Bases 333 to 1190 code for a protein of 285 amino acids. The record is from RefSeq and is a predicted model, not a curated record. The transcript is spliced from 2 exons. Lineage: Eukaryota; Metazoa; Arthropoda; Insecta; Diptera; Culicidae.
UUUGAUUGGCCUGCGUUUGAGCAACAUUUUACUAUUAUUGUGAGUCAAAAAGAAGUGCGAUUAGAUUUGUAAUGAAUGGUGAGUUUUCCACGGUGAAUACGCUAUAGGACAGUGUGUGUUUGUUUUAUCGUAAAAGAAACGAUAAAAAAACAUUUAUCAGAAGAAGUGUUUGUUUACCCCGCAAAAUGCAUAAUUUGUUCUGCUUGCGUCACGAAACCCAUCUGUUUGUUGACGUCUCGCAACGGAUCUGUCAAAGUGCUCAACGUGUAGGCCCAAGUGUUUACCAAAACAAAAGUGCGGCAGGCUAAAACUCAUCUCAAUCUCCAGCAAAAAUGCCUCUCAUCGUAAUCACCGGCCUGCCGCGCAGCGGGAAAACAAGCCGCGCCAAAGAGCUGGAAAAAUACUUCACCGAGCUUGGUAAAGGACCAGUGCACAUCGUGUCCGAAGCGGACUGCAUCGCUCGGUCCGGGUGCGGCGUGAAGGAGAGCUUCACCGACACGGGAAAGGAAAAGCAAAUCCGUGCCAGCCUGAAAUCGGAAGCGAUGAAACUGCUCACCAAGUCGACGCUGGUCAUCAUGGAUGGAACGAAUUACAUUAAGGGCUAUCGGUACGAAAUCUUCUGCAUGAGCAAAAACGCCCGUACGACCCAGUGCACGGUACACUGUGCCAUGACGGUUGAGCAGCGAAAUGCUCGCAGGGAGGAGAUUGUACAGAGUUCCCCGAGUGGGGAACUGGAUGCGGAAACGUUCGAUGCUCUUUGCCAGCGGUACGAGGAACCACAGGACACGAGCCGCUGGGAUCGACCCCUGUUUACCGUGUACGGUGGAGAGGAGAUGGAGCUAGCGCGCAUCAACAGCGCACUGUACGAACAGGCCCCGCUGCCUCCGAAUUUGGCCACGCAAAAUAUGCCACUGAGUGCGACCAAUUUUCUGUUCGAGCUGGACAAAAGUACGCAGACGAUCAUCGAUCAGAUAGCGGCGGCAAGGAAAAUUGGCCUGGACGGCCCGGUAGAGAUACCGCAGGCGGGCAUGCGUGCGGAAGUCCCGGCGAACAUGAGCGUGGCGCAGCUGAACCGGCAUCGGCGACAGUUUUUGAACUACGUGAAAAUGCACACGAACGUUAGCUCGGAUAUUAGCAAAAUACCGGCCAUCUUUGUACAGUUUCUCAACACAAAUACAAAUGGCGCUUAACGAUGAGCGUUUGUUGAAACAACUUAAAA